UCUAAGAGACCAGAUGGUUUACAUACUACUUCUACUUCCAUGAGAAGAGAAGAAAUGCUGCUACAACAUCUUCUUAUGGCUGUAAUAUUUUCAUUUACCUGUGUUGUGGAAAGUUAGAUUUCUGUUUUCUGAGAUGCGUAACUCAGAAAAGGAUGUUGUUGAAGAUGACUCAAGUAGAAGUAAUGUUGCUGCCCAUGAAAAGGUUCCUUCUGGAAUCUUGUUUCAGACUAUGAACUACGUGGGGCAACUUGCAGGACAAGUCCUGGUUACUGUGAAGGAGCUGUAUAAAGGCAUUAAUCAGGCAACCCUUUCGGGAUGCAUCGAUGUCAUUGUGGUCCGGCAGCAGGAUGGGACGUACCAGUGUUCUCCUUUCCAUGUCCGAUUUGGGAAGCUUGGUGUAUUGCGCUCUAAAGAAAAAGUGAUUGAUAUAGAAAUUAAUGGUGAUGCUGUUGAUCUUCAUAUGAAAUUGGGUGACAAUGGAGAAGCUUUCUUUGUGCAAGAAACCGAGGAGGAAAAUGAAAAAGUUCCUGCUUAUUUGGCAACAUCUCCAAUACCCACUGAAGAUCAGUUUUUUAAAGACACUGACAAUCAUUUGAAAUCAGGUGAAAAUGAGAGGACAUGUGCAAACUCAGAAAUUCCGCACUCUGGAGAAACAGAGACUGUAUUCACCCCAGGUUCUGUGAAAAAGAAAAAAAGAAGAAGGAAGAAAUAUAAACAAGAUAGCAGGAAAGAAGAUCAGAUCUCUUCUGCUGGGACUGAAGACAUUUUUGAAAUGGAAAUAAGCUCAGAUGAUGAAAAAAGUGUACAGCCCCUAAGAGGAUCCUCAAAUUCAUCACCAAAGGGUGAAGAACAAAAAGAAUCUUUGAUUUAUCAUUCGAAGGACCAUUACCCCUUAUCUGAUGGAGACUGGUCUCCUCUGGAGAACCCUUUCUCUGAGCAAGUCUGCCCUAAAAGCGAUUCAGAACUAGAAGUUAAGCCUGCUGAGAGCUUGCUCAGAUCUGAAUCUCACAUGGAAUGGACAUGGGGAGGAUUCCCAGAAUCUACCAAGAUAAGUAAGAAAGAAAAACUGGAACACUGCAGAACAGCCACCAUUACUCCAUCAGAGAAGACUCAUUUUAGGGUCAUCCUCAGCUCUGAUGAAGUUGAAGACGAUGAUGAUGUGAAAGAUUCUGUCUGUACAGUACUGAAACCUGAGCCAAGAACUCAUCCUCUCCUUAAGCAGAUGGAUGUUAAAGACUCUGUUGCUUCUGCAGUUGUAGAACCACAAGUUCCAUUGCCAUUGGAUGGUGAUCAUCAUUCUAGAAUAUUGAUGGAUCCUUUACCAGAAACAAAACCAACAGCAAAAACUGACUCUCCUUCCAAAAAGAAAGGGGUGCACAAGCGAAGUCAUCAUCAAGGCCCUGAUGAUAUUUACUUGGAUGACCUAAAGGCUUUGGAACCUGAAGUUGCAGCGCUCUACUUUCCCAAAAGUGAUUCUGAUCCUGGCUUCAGGCAGUGGACAGAGUCAGAUACCCUUUCUGGUUCCCAGUCACCCCAGUCAGUGGGAAGUGCUGCUGCUGAUAGUGGUACAGAGUGCAUGUCUGAUUCUGCUAUGGACUUGCCUGAUGUUACACUUUCACUUUGUGGAGGUCUCAAUGAAAAUGGAGAGAUUUCUAAAGAAAAAUUCAUGGAACAUAUUAUUACUUAUCAUGAAUUUGCUGAAAACCCUGGACUCAUAGACAAUCCUAAUUUAGUAAUACGGAUUUAUAACAGGUAUUAUAACUGGGCAUUGGCUGCUCCUAUGAUUCUGAGUUUGCAGGUGUUUCAGAAGAGUUUGCCUAAGGCUACUGUUGAGUCUUGGGUCAAAGAAAAGAUGCCAAAGAAGUCUGGAAGGUGGUGGUUCUGGCGCAAGAAAGAAAGCAUGACUAAGCAGAUCCCAGAGGCAAAAGAGGGGAAAACUGAGACGCAAAGUGCAAAUGAACUGCCAGCAACUAUAAAAGAGCAAGUUAAUAGUAGGCCUCCAGAGGAUGAUUCUUCUAGUGAUGAAGCAUCGCAGGAGGUAAAGGAAUCCCUGAAAAUGGAUUCUGCCCCAGCAGAGCAUCCACCCCAUGGGAACGUUACAUCUUAUAAGAAGUCACUUAGAUUGUCUUCGGACCAAAUAGCAAAGUUGAAGCUCAGAGAUGGCCCCAAUGAUGUUGUGUUUAGUAUUACAACCCAGUAUCAAGGGACUUGCCGUUGUGCAGGAACAAUAUACCUCUGGAACUGGAAUGAUAAAAUCAUAAUAUCAGACAUUGAUGGAACAAUAACCAAGUCUGAUGCUUUGGGACAUAUCCUCCCUCAGUUUGGCAAGGACUGGACUCAUCAAGGCAUUGCAAAACUCUAUCAUUCCAUAAAUGAAAAUGGCUACAAGUUCCUGUACUGUUCCGCCCGUGCCAUUGGGAUGGCAGAUAUCACCAGAGGAUACCUGCACUGGGUGAAUGACAAAGGAACAAUUCUGCCCAGGGGCCCUCUCAUGUUGUCCCCCAGCAGUUUGUUUUCUGCCUUUCAUAGGGAAGUCAUCGAAAAGAAGCCUGAGAAGUUUAAAAUUGAAUGUUUGAAUGAUAUCAAGAAUUUGUUUGCUCCCAGUAAACAACCUUUCUAUGCUGCUUUUGGAAACAGACCCAAUGAUGUAUAUGCCUACAUGCAAGUGGGAGUUCCAGACUGCAGAAUAUUUACUGUAAAUCCAAAGGGUGAACUGAUUCAAGAACAGACUAAGGGAAACAAAUCUUCGUAUUACAGACUAAGUGAGCUUGUGGAAUAUGUGUUCCCAUUGAUUAAUAAAGAACAGAAUUCUGCAUUUCCGUGCCCAGAGUUCAGUUCUUUUUGCUACUGGAGAGAGCCUCUUCCUGACCUUAACAUGGAUGACCUGGCGUGAAAAGGACUUUUCACCAGGAGAUGGAAUUUCAUAUUGAGCUACUCAACUUCAGUUUAAAUGUGAAGAACUUUCUUAAUGAGGAUGCUAAUUUAUAUAUUGGUACCGUAAGUCUUACUAAAGAAAUCACUUUAAUUUCAUUGGUUCAAAACAAAGAAAAUGCAAAGCUACUGUCUGGUUUUUUUUGUGGGAGGGUGUGCAGAUUUUUGUGUUUGUUUGUUUAUUGCUUGUUAUUAUAUACCUGUUCUAAGGCACUUGAGAUUGGCCUGUCAUUGAUGGUCAUGGUACCCAAGUGCUUCAGGGCAACUAAAUGCUGAGGUAAAAUAUGACUUUGCAUUUUCAUCAAUACAAACCUUAUUGUAACCAUAGAUUAUUCUUUUUAAGUUGUCUUAAAGAUAUUUUCUAAAACUAAGCCAAAAAGUGUAUGGAAACUGCCAAAUAGAAUGUCAGAUCUAUCAGUGAAGAGCAUGGUUUAAUGUUCAGAUGGGCAUUUAGGCCAUUUUUGAAAGGAGCCAGAGUGUAAGACCACUGUGCUCUUUCUCAGCUAGAAUACAGAAAAUGUACAGACCUUACUAGCCUGACAGAUUCUGAAGACAUAAAAUUACUCUCUAAA
This is a messenger RNA of Catharus ustulatus (Swainson's thrush), 3503 nucleotides long. RefSeq names its product lipin 2 (gene LPIN2). NCBI's taxonomy places the organism in Eukaryota, Metazoa, Chordata, Aves, Passeriformes, Turdidae. Bases 134 to 2893 code for a protein of 919 amino acids. Gene Ontology annotation, molecular function: transcription coactivator activity; phosphatidate phosphatase activity. The record is from RefSeq and is a predicted model, not a curated record. The transcript has 20 exons. Gene Ontology annotation, cellular component: nucleus; cytosol; endoplasmic reticulum membrane. Gene Ontology annotation, biological process: triglyceride biosynthetic process; fatty acid catabolic process; cellular response to insulin stimulus.